Aplysia californica (California sea hare) is the source of this 7547-nucleotide messenger RNA. Its product is annotated as (E3-independent) E2 ubiquitin-conjugating enzyme UBE2O. Bases 113 to 5038 code for a protein of 1641 amino acids. Lineage: Eukaryota; Metazoa; Mollusca; Gastropoda; Aplysiida; Aplysiidae. The transcript has 20 exons. The record is from RefSeq and is a predicted model, not a curated record.
CCCAGGGAAAACCCGUGAAUCUUCUGGUCUGGAGUCAAAGAGUUCAGCUGCUCUCAAUUUUACGUUCACUCAUUCCCACAAAUCACCCAUCGCCCAUCACCAUCGGCCUAAAAUGGAUACCUGCAGUCUGUUUGAGGAAGACGAAGUUUAUGUUUACAAUUCAGGAAAAGGUUAUAAAUUCGGUUUAGUAUUAGAAAACUCUGAAUACGUAAGUAGCAGUGAUGAAGAUGAGACCGACAAACCAGAAGAUCGUCUCCAAAAAGGAACUGUUCGAGUUGCAUGGCACCCAUCCGGCAAAGAGACGGUGGUCCCUGAAAACAAGGUGAAACUGGUGGACAGAUCUUUGAUGCCAGGGGAUGUUGUACGUAGGCUCAUCCCUGGUCAAGACACACAGUGUGGAUUUGUCAUGAAUAUGGAAGUUCGAGCUCAUCUUCACAUUCUGCGUUCAAACAAAUACCUUUAUAAUGUGGAUUCAAAAGAUUUGGAGCCUAUACUGAAAUUUGAGAGCGGGCAGGAGGUGAUCUUAGACUUGUGGUGGGGCAAGGUGGAAACCGUCAUAGUGGACACUGUACUUGUCUUUGCUGACGGCGCCAGGUGCAGGGUUGAUGAGGGUGACAUUGUGAUGUAUGAGGAUAUAACAGAAAAACAAAGGCACGGAGAGUUCAGCAUGUGCCUCCACUACCCUGGUCAGAAGCUCCGAGGUCCCAUGGAUGCUUUGUGUGAUGCGAAAUGGCUGCACUCUACCCCGCGAUACGGUCACAAAGCUGCUAACAAAAUUGGGAAAAGCCAAAUUGUUUAUGUUACCAUUGAAAAGAUUGAAACGAGAAGUGUUGGUGUGCACUGGGUAUUUGGAGGCAGCAACGGGCCAGAUGGUGUCUCUACUCCUCCUCCUCGCAGCAUUGAGGGAGAAGCUGUCGCUAGAUUGAAGAUCCUGGACUGGUUUAGCGGCUGCAGCCUUCAAAUUGGGGAUCGCAUGCUCUACCGCAUCAAGAACGAUGAUCACCUUGUGACCGUAGAUCCUGGCAAAGCCUAUGACCCCAGCACUGCCAUGAUCAAAGGCACAGGGAUUCAGAUUGUGCAGGGAACAGGGGACACAGGCCACGACAAGAACAAUGAUGAUGCGGGCGGACCGAACAAUGAGCAAGGAGCGAAGGACGGAGAUGAUGAAGGAGAUACAGACUAUGAGGAUGUGGACGAAGGAGAAGAUUCGGACGACGCAGAAGACGAAAAGUCGGGCUCUGUUGGCAGUCGUGCAGCGGGAGGGCGGGGCAAGAAGAGAAACAAAGGAGGCUUCAAGCCAGGGUCUCUCCGGCACAAAGCCAGCAAGCAAAACCCGAGGACAGCUUGCAAAAGAAGUGGGAAAGAACGUGUAGUGAAGCCUGACAUGGUAGUGGAAGUAGAGGCCGAAUUCACCACCUCUUGGGCUAAAGUGAUGUGGCAGGAUGGCAGUAUUGAAAGUGACAUCCCCUCUGUAGAACUCUUCCCUGUACAUCAUUUAGAUGAGCUGGAAUUUUUUCCUGGAGAUUUUGUCCUCUCUAACAUUGAUCUUGUGGAACCAGCCGACUAUGGUGUGGUGGCCAGUGCAGACCACGCUGAGAGGACCUGCAAGGUUCACUGGUACCAGGUCUACGAUGCUGGGAAAGCCGCUGUCAACUCGGUACCUAAGUUGGUAGAAGCAAAUUGUGAGAUGAGUGUGUACGAUCUCAAAGAUCACCCAGAUUACAAGUUUCGGCCUGGUCAAAGUGUUGUACCCGUUGGAGGGGUUGAGAAUAGAACAGAGGAAAACAGCAGCGCCUGUCAAACUGUUGGUCAAAUUUACGAGCUGGACCCCAACGGUCAUCUGGUGGUCAAGUGGGCUGAUGGGAGCAUAAGUCAGCGUUAUCCUCAAGAGGUGUUCAUAGUUUCUGACGAGGCGGACGACGACUCUGAUAACGACGAGUGGGAGUCCGAGUCUGAUUAUGAAUCCAACGCGUCUUCCAGGGAGUCUUGGGAGACCGAGUCGGAGCAGGAAGUUGUCGGGGAAGAGGAAGGAGCGAAGGCGGACAAGGACGACAGCGGCUGUGACCAGGGAGCCCUGGCUGAGCACAAACAGGAACUGGACUCCCUGCUGGGCCGCGCCGAGUCGGCUCUGGUCCGCCUGCAGAAGCUGCUCAACACUUUCGACGUGUCCGUCUCCGCCCCGGAUUGCUUUCAUGAUAUCAUUCGGAUUUAUCGCAACUGCCACGAUCUGGAUAAGAUUCUAAAAUCGUCCUUUUUCAGCGACCCAGAACUCCAGCUCUUGAUCAGCCAGGCGAAGCAAGAGCUGAAGAGGGACAAAACCAACAAGAUCUCGAAGCACCUCACACAGCUGUUUGAGGCGUGGAGCCAGAGUAUGCCUGCCACAGGGAACACCAGUCGCACUUUUGGCUUGGUGGGAGUGGAUGGGAAGACCAUAACAUUUGGCCCCAUGAAGAACAGUGCUUCGUCCCUAGAUGUUUUGGUAGAGAUGCCGGCUACAGAGCUGAGUGAUGGCGCGAGGAAACUGGACGAUUCUUCUGAAGAGGCAGUCGGUGCCACUGGUGGCAAAGACAUUGCAGUCGACAGAGAGAAAAAUGUCUGUGGUGAUCCAUCGACUUCAGCAGAGAACCUGAUGGCUGCUAAAAACCUUGAGAGCAGGGUUCUGAAAAAAGAAUUUAGUGAGCCGGCUAUAGGAAGUCUUGAUUUGCACACUGAAGCGAACGGCCGUAGACCCUCGGAUCCCACUGUGGAAGGAAUGAGUUCAGUACAGCAUGAAGCUAAGAGGGGCGAGGCCAAUUUGGUGGGAGAAAACUGUGUGGCAAAGGCCUCCAAGCGAGUCAAGUCUGACAGCUUUGAUGAGUCUGGGAGAGAGGCCAAAAAGAGCAGGGAUGACACUAAAUACUCGAACCAAGUCGCCCAGGAGCUGUGCUUCAAAAUUUGCAAAUGCCUUCAAAAGCAAAUCCUGCUCAUCCACGAGGACAUGAACAAACGAACACAACGAUUGUUUUCCUCGUGUGAAAGUCAAGCUGCCUGCGAGGGCAAGACAGAAUCUCAGGCAGGGGGCAACGCUGCCAAAAGUUCCAGCACAGAACUAUGCAAACAAGAGUUGACAGAAUCCGCUGCUAGCUGUGAUAAACAACCAAGCAAUCCUGUGAUUUCUCCUUCUGUUGUGAUGUCCGAGGCAGAACACAAGGGAGGAGACUCUCUAGCUCAAGACGUAACUUCCACUUUGGAGGUAGAAACCGAUUCUGUUCCUGUAUCUAUAGACGAGUGCGGAGAGAGGGUGAACGAGACGGAGGCCGCCGUCGCAUCUGGCAGGAAGCACGGUGGCGACGAGAAGGGUGACAUGGCAGCCGCCCCCGCCCCCUCCACAGACGUAGACACAGGGCAUGAGGCCAGCUGCGAGUCUCCGGCAGAUCAAGAGGACGAUGACAUCACCAGCACAUUCAGCGAUGUCAAGAGCGAGGAUGUGCCGUGCAAAGGUUUUCAAAUGGAUUCAGAGGUGCCACAGUCUCACGCCUUUGUGAAAAAAGAAAGUCAGCCCCCUAAUCUGAGGUCUUUCAGAACAGCUGUGAAGAAAGAGCUGAAGCUGUUUCAGACAAGUCUUCCAGACGGAAUAUUUGUUCACGGAUUUGAGGACCGGCUUGACCUUUACUCUGUGAUGAUCUUGGGGCCUGAUGGAACUCCAUACGAAGAUGCUGUCUUUCUCUUUGAUAUCAUGCUGCCAAACGAUUACCCCACCUCUCCACCGAUAUGUCACUACCAUUCCUACUGCAGUGACCGCCUUAAUCCUAAUUUAUACGAAGAUGGCAAGGUGUGUGUCUCCCUGCUGGGGACGUGGUCGGGCAAAGGCACGGAGGUCUGGACCCACAAGUCUAACCUGCUCCAAGUGUUGCUUUCUAUACAAGGUCUGAUCCUGGUGCGAGAGCCCUACUACAACGAAGCAGGCUUUGAGAGGCAGAGAGGCACUCAGGUGGGAGAAGAGAACAGCCGCAUGUACAAUGAGAUGGCCAUCCUAAAGACGUGCCAGUCGCUCACGGAAAUGUGCAAGAGGCCCCCAGAGACGUUCAAGGAAGAAGUUCUUCGCUACCUGCUCAGUCAUGGACCCAGGAUGAUAGCCAGACUGCAGCAGUGGGUGGAGAUGAGCGAAUCCAAGAAAGUCCAGCCGGGACGACACCAGAGUGGGGAUGACAGCAUCAGCGGCCCGUCCAGUUCUGCCCAAGCCCCGCCCACCACUUCUGUCAGUGCGGGUGAAGCUCUGCCCACCACUUCUGUCAGUGCUGGCGAAGCUCCGCCUCCUCAGGAUCCCCUUUCAGUAUUAUCGUCCCCAACCCCAGCGACGGCGACGCAGGCAGGUAGCACCGUGCCGGUAGAAGGGGAGAUGACUGGCGUCGCUGGAGGUGCUCGCUCGGAAGUUUGCUCGCCGACUACAGCGGCAGCCAGUGGCUCAUCACAGUGUGUGAGAGCGAGUGACAGUACAGGAGGUGAGAGAGUGAGUGACAGUACAGGAGGUGAGAGAGUGGCUCCCCCGGGUGGUGUUGGAGCACCGAAUUCUGGGAAGGUCCCGGUAGCCGACGGUCUACAGUCUUUCACAUCGUCUAACGAAGCUGCUGCCGAAGUUACAGAGAGAGGCCAGUCUGCCGGCAGCGAGUCUGUUGCCGCAAGCAGUGACACUGUUGCCUCUUCCGCCGCGGGAAAUAAUACAGCUGAAAACGUCUCGAGCCAAAAGAAGAAAUUGUCUGAAGGUGUAGACCGGACAGAGGAGAAAAAGACAGUUGACUCUGUGCAUAACAAAAUGGUGUCAGUCUCCGACCAGUUACAGAAUUUGUCUCUGAGCCAGAACGAUCCUGGUGAGGCAAACGGGAAACAGCCCCGUGUAGACUCGAACUGCGAACCAGUCUCGGCCGACGGCAAGAAAGAUCCCGAGUUCCCUCUGUUCCCCAUGUCCCGAGGGUUUUGCAUCACUCUCCGGAAGCACUUGAGGCUGUACAAGAAGUCUCUAGAACAGCUCUCUUCCAGCCUCGUGUCCAACUCCAGUUAAUGAAUAGACCAGAGGGCUACUAUCACUUAGAUAUAUAGACAAAUUUCUUCCCCCCUAACUUGUAUGCCUUUUUGACAUCCUUUGAUUAACAUCCUUUAAACAAAACAACAUGCAUGUGAUUGACAUACGUCUAUAGUAUAAACAUUGUUUUGUGGCUUGGGCUUGAAUGUAUGAGUGUUUAUGGUUUAAUGUCAUUCAGUGCUGUUUUGGUUGGUUCCCGUGCAGUGAGGUGGUGCUAGUUAGAAAAGUUUGAAGUAGAUGUUUUACAUCCCAGCUGCUGAAGUGUGCACCUGUAGGUUCCAGCUUGUCACUGUGAUUGCCGCAUCACCCCGGGCGUUGAAUCAUUUUGAGCUUGAUUCAGUCGUCUUUGUCCUUGGAUUUUCUGCUGUAACUCUUUGUUCAUUUGUACUGGUACAUUGUCAGAAGUUAAAAUUCACGUCUAAAAUUAGAUAUUGUACUGAACCUCGCAUCUAAUGAAUUCAUGGGGUUUGACCAUAGGUGUCUAUUUUUUCAAUGCAACGUUUUGGUGGUAGUAAAGUUUCAUUUUUUAUGGAAGUAAACCCCCUAUAGUAUUUUUUAUUGAUGAUUCUCUGGGGACAGUCAUUAGACUGUAAAUGUCUUGUGUUGCGGUGCUGUGUUUUUGACAAAUAUUGGCUGCUUUUUAAAAAAAACUAUUUCAAUUAAAUGCCAAUUACUUUCAAGAGAUACUUUUUACCUCACCGAUGCUGUUAGUGAAUGGACUCUGUGAGGGCCAAGCAUUUGACAACAGGCUCAGAUGAAAUAGUAUCACACUACCUCUUUACCUGCCCUGCACUUAGCAACCUGCGUAGUACCUACCUACCUGCCUCCCCAGACAUCGGAAAUACUCUAUACAGCGACAAAGCACAGCUGAUUAAAACCUGUAGAUUCUUUGCCAUAUCGGCAGGCCAAAGGGCUAAAACUCAAAUGGCCGCUGGAUGGGAAAAGCAAAAUAAAGUAAAGACAACAGGCACACAUGUCUACUCUAGUUCCCAACACAACCCUGCCAAGUACCAAAAUCUCUGAAAACUUUGGGACAUCAAUGGUGGGGGCACCAAGACAACUGAUACCUUUGGCUAAUUAGCAGGCAAAGCCAUGUGACUAAGCACGAAGUGAGCGUGUGGCCAAAUGCUGGAGUUUCAUUAAAUGCGAGGUUCACUGUAGUGAGCUUGUGGGUGAGUCUGAGGUUUUGGGUGUUGUUAGAUAAAGUUAUCUCCCUUCCAGCUGUAGUGUCAGGACUAGCUUGAAACUAGACUUGUAUCUGGCAUGCACUGGGAACUCUGUUGAAAGAAGGCCAGUAAUUGUUUCUGUCUGGCUAUUCAUGGAGAUGCUUCAGAUAUAGCAACUCUUCAGAAUUUUUGCCUAUUCUCAUCUCAUGCUCAUUUCUCAAAUCUUCAACAUUUUUCAGCUCUUGUUUAUUGCAACACCGCUCAUGUAUAGAUCUAGCCUGCUCAAUUUUCCAUUUGCUUGAUAGUAUUUUUUUUUUGUAAGUUAAAGUCAGUUGCAGUAUGUUUAUUGACAAAACUUGAGAGCUUUUUUGUGAUUAUUGCUCCAUUUUUCAGAUCAAUUUCGUAUCAUGGUAUAUAACUGGACUUGAGACAACGUUAUGGGUCUUAAGAAGGUUUCGUAAAAACACCUUGUUGUACUCAAACCUUCAAUCUUUUGUCUUCACUCAGCCAAUUAAAAGCCUAGAUCAUGAAUCGUGGGAUGGAUUACCAGGCUGUUUUGUGCAAAUUUACAACCCAAUGCAUUUUUUCCUUUUUGUGAUACCUCAAGCACAAGACAGACUUGUAAUCCAGGAUUGUACAUCUGUUUGUGGAUUAUUUUGAAUGUGAAAUCACGCACCAGUUGCUCAUCUUGAAGAUCACAAUUUUUGGUUUAGGUCACUGUUUCUCGAUGUAAUUGUGAAGGUAUGUAGCCGCCGCUUGACUGUGCUUUUAUCUUCUUUUGUUGGACACCAGCAGGUUAUGUUUCUCACUUUGCUCAGUGAACCGUUUGUUGGCGUCCCUUUGAGCUGAUGUCUGCAGCACCACUCUCUUUUACAUAAUAAAUGAAUUGCAUUUGUAUAGUGCAUGUUCCUGCUCAACAGCAAGCUCUAUGCACUUAACAACCUACAUUAUGACUCUCGUUAAGAGAAGAUGUGUGCAGAUUGGGGAGGGAGACCAUGGUCCACCCAGCGGGGGGGUUAUUAAACCUGUACCUUUGUCACUUUGACUUUGACUGUAUUUAUAUACGCCUUUACUCCUCUCACCGCGCUCAACCCCCUGGUAAUCAUAAAUGGAUUGUGCUGUACUGCUCCCAUAGAGAAAGUGUUUGAAUGUUGCUCACUGUUUAUAUACCGGAAAUGUGCACUGAUCUGUCACCGUCGUUUUAUGCAUGAAAAAUGUCGAAAUUAUGCAAACUUAGCCUAAAAAUGUGAAAAUAUGCGAUUCUGUUAAUUUUAACAAAGAAUGAUAAAGGCAGGAAAAUAAUCAGAAAUUAUGCAAAAAAA